Molecule: messenger RNA, 4725 nt
Organism: Columba livia (rock pigeon)
Lineage: Eukaryota; Metazoa; Chordata; Aves; Columbiformes; Columbidae
Product: aromatic-L-amino-acid decarboxylase
Exons: 14
Biological process (GO): catecholamine metabolic process; serotonin biosynthetic process; amino acid metabolic process
Cellular component (GO): cytoplasm
Molecular function (GO): aromatic-L-amino-acid decarboxylase activity; pyridoxal phosphate binding
Source: RefSeq, a predicted model, not a curated record
GUCAGUACCAGAGUAACAUCUAGCACAGCAAGUGCAGCGAAACCCUCAAGCUGAUCUGUGAAGUUUAGGUCCUUUUUCUAUUUUGAACAGGCUUUUUUCUGAUUAGUAGCAGAGUUAUAAUUGGACUUACGUCAUUAUAAGAGGAAACACAGCCAUGACAGCUUUAAAACAUAUGACAGCCAGCACUUCCUCCUCCUUCACAAAAAGAUUGGCUGUAAUUCUGCAGUGCACUAGAGACCAGUCUGGGAGCUGAGGCUGUCCCAGAUCUCCUGCUGCACUGCCUGGCUAUAAACUGUUCAGGAUCAUGAAACACUGACAGUCUUCUUUGUAACAAACUUGAACUAAAUAAAACUGACUUGAACAUUUACUAUUGCCUUUAAGUAUAUGUAUGAUGAAAGGGAGGAACGGGGAAAAGUUAGAUGCAGCAUAGCCGAGGAUGUUAAUCCCACAUGUAUCCUGUUCAUAGUCUGCAGUCACUUGGGUGGUAUUUCACUGUAUCGGUGUUUCUGUCCUGAAAACAAGGUUUCACAGAGUGGUUUGAAGCACUUGCUUUUAACAGCAACAGCCACAGCAGCAAUGUCCUGGAGCGUGUGACCGAACACUGGCUGUCAGACUCGUUAACGGGUUGAUGGAAGGAAACACACACCAGCCACUUCCCAGCUAACAAGGCGCUGGCCGUUCCUCACUCUGCUCCAUCGGCCUCUCGGGUAGCAGCUUGUUUGCCAAGGAUAUUUUGGAGGAGGCGUGGGAGGAGGGGGAGAUGCUGCUGUAUGUUCAAUGCAAAGCACUUGGCUGUGAUAGGCUGAGGGACGUGGAUUCUCUGCCUAUAUCUGCCGGCAGCUGCAUCCUCUGCACUUUACAACUGGCACAGAGAAGGAAAGAAAGACAGUGAGAAGACAGAGGAGAAGGAAAAUCCUCACCAGCUCACUGGUUUUCCUAUACUGGGAUACCCAUGGAUGCUGCAGAGUUCCGCAAGAGCGGGAAGCAGAUGGUGGACUAUAUUGCAGAUUAUCUGGAGAAGAUAGAUAAAAGACAGGUCUUCCCAGAUGUGGAACCAGGAUAUCUAAGGCCCCUCAUUCCAGACUGUGCACCCCAGGAUCCUGAGAGCUUUGACGAUGUCUUUAAAGACAUUGAGAAGAUCAUUAUGCCAGGGGUGACUCACUGGCAAAGUCCCUACUUUUUUGCCUACUUCCCCUCAACCUCUUCCUUCCCAGCUCUUCUUGCAGAUAUGUUGUGUGGAGGAAUAGGAUGUGUGGGCUUCUCUUGGGCUGCAAGUCCAGCUUGCACAGAGCUGGAGACUGUCAUGAUGGAUUGGCUAGGGAAGAUGAUUAAUUUGCCUGAAGAAUUUUUAGCUGAGAAGGGUGGCCAAGGUGGAGGAGUCAUUCAGGGAAGUGCAAGCGAGGCCACCCUGAUUUCACUGCUUGCUGCAAGGACAAAAACCAUCAGACGGGUGCAAUCGGAAAAGCCUGAGCUAACAGAAGCUGACAUCAUGGGCAGGCUGGUGGCCUAUGCAUCUGAUCAGGUUCAUUCAUCAGUGGAAAAGGCUGCAUUAAUUGGUGGUGUGAAGAUUAAAAAAGUUUCUUCAGAUGAUAAAUUCAGUGUUUGUGGUUCAUCCCUAAAGAAAGUUUUGGAUGAAGACAGAGCUCCAGGUCUUAUCCCUUUCUUUUUCUGUGCAACACUUGGAACCACACCUUGCUGCUCCUUUGACAAACUGUUUGACCUGGGUCCUAUUUGCAAUGAGGAAAGUAUUUGGAUGCAUAUUGAUGCAGCCUAUGCUAGGAGUGCAUUCAUCUGCCUUGAAUUCAGGCAUCUUUUAAAUGGAGUAGAGUUUGCUGAUUCAUUUAUGUUUAAUCCUCACAAAUGACUCCUAGUGAAUUUUGACUGCUCUGCUAUGUGGGUGAAAAAAAGAUCUGAUAUAACAAGUGUCUUUAAAUUGGAACCUCUUUACCUGCAGCAUCAGCAUCAGGACUCUGGCCUUGUAACAGAUUAUCGGCACUGGCAAAUCCCCCUGGGCAGGCGGUUCCGCUCCCUGAAGCUCUGGUUUGUGCUGAGGAUGUAUGGGGUCAGGGGACUGCAGGAGCACAUCCGCAAGCACAUCAGGCUGUCACAUCAGUUUGAAGAUUUAGUCCUUCAGGAUGAAAGAUUUGAGAUCUGUGCUGAGGUUGUCUUGGGACUGGUCUGUUUUCGGCUAAAGGGCUCAAAUGAACUAAAUAAGGAGCUUCUUAAAAGCAUAAAUGAGGCCAAGAAGAUUCAUCUGGUCCCGUGCCACCUGCGAGAGAAGUUUGUGCUACGUUUUGCUAUUUGUUCCCGUGUCGUGGAAUCCACCCAUGUCGAGUUUGCCUGGCAGCACAUCUCACAGCUGGCAACUGAUCUUCUGAAAGCAUGGGAGCAAAACCAUCACCAGCAGCACCAGCAGUGAAGUAGCAGUGGGGAGGAGGAAAUCAACCGGCUUUCUCUGUGUUACCAAGCUUUAUUUUAGGGGCAGGUGGGAAAGUGAAAUUAUGUAGGAAAAAAAUACAAAACCUGUUCUUAUAUAGCCCAGCUGCAGUUGCAAAACCCUUGCCAGCAAGUUGUGUUGUAGCCUUACUCAUUCCUUCUCUGUGCUGCACUCUUUCUCUUGCCUGUUUCCAGGAUGCACAUAUUCAUGGGGGCUGGAGCUGUCUUCUUACCACUUUGUAAUCAAGAGCAUUUAUUGAACCAGGCAAUGGAAAUGGAAGGGUCAGUGCUCCCUCCACUAACCUGUAGCACAGCCACUCCUCUCUCCACAGAUGAAACUGUUGUAACCAAUUAAUUUAACAUUACUGUGACUUCAGAAAGAAUCCAAGUUGGGGGAAGUUCAGUAACUGGGUGCUAACACUGUUCAGGUCCUACCUAAACAGGCACACACAGAUGUUCUCAUUAUUUGGGGCACUAUCAAGUCACGACACACUUGCUGCAGUCGUUUAAUAUGUGAAGUUAGGACUUCAAGACUUCCUUCGUAGCCAUAUUCAUAUUGAGGGGAGAGAGCACUAAAUGAACUCUAGCUGGCCUUAUGGCAUGUUCUCUACUUUCUUCUAAAGGCUUUGCUUUUAAAACAGCCAUUUUGUCACAUCUUGGCAAAUAGUUGGGUUUCACUCUGAUGGUUCCUAAUGAGGCCUCUUAAAAGCUCCUUCUUAAGAGUUCUGUUAAAAGCCAUGUCCUACCUGGUAUUCCAUAUAUUAGCCAAGUUAUUAUAAGCAUUGACUACUUGAAAAAAGCCUGAAACCUAAGUUCUGUGAAACAGAGUUGUGACUUCUUUUUGGGCUACUAUUCUGCUUAAUUCAUUGUGUAAUAAAUCUUUUUCAAAAGAUGUUAAGAACUGUGACUGAAAAAAAGUUACUAUUUGUUUCCCAAAUUAGCUAACAAACAAGAUAACAAAUUACAAUAAAACCAGAAAUUAAGAGAACCCCAAAAUAUACUGUGGUGGACCUAUCAGUGUUUUUCUUCCAUUAAGAGUGAAGCAUGGUAUAUGAAAAUAUUGAAAAACAAUUAACCUUCAGAGGAAGUCAAAUAAUGUGUACUUGACACAAACCAUUGAUAUGUCAUCGUGUCAAAGGCAGGUGUAGUAAUGCAAGUCAAGUGAAAUGCAAAUCAGGAACAGUAUCUGACUUUAAUAAGUACUUCUGCUAUUUUGAAAACAUAAUUUCCAAACAGUUAUUUCUCUGUAAAGAAGAACAAAAUAAAUAGGUACUCCAAGAAAAAAUAAUCUGUAGGAAUCAUUUCUACAUUUGCAUUUAUUUUCCUUUUCCCCUUUUAGGGGUCAUAUUAACUUCUACAGCAUCUUGAACAACUUGCACAAUUAUUCAACUUUCUUCCUCCCUCUCUUGCAAGUAUACUACCUACCUAUAUUUGGAAAGUUGCAUGUAGACCAUGAAACAUGGACCCAAAUGGUGGAUUUGGCACAUAGUCUGCUCCUACCCACUGUCUCUCCAGAAGGGAUUAAGGCAGCUGACUAUGGACCAGGUGCAUUUUUCUGGUGAUUCCUAAUCACUUGACUUCUGCAGUGCAAACUGGGGAAGGAUUAGUAUUAGUGUGUAUCCAAUUGGUACAUAAGAGAUGUGCACAAACCCAUACACUUCUGAAAAACAGACGAAGCUCUGCAUUUCUAGCAGGUCAAGCUAUGUGACUAAGGGAGGCAGUGGCAUUGCACCCUCUGUAAGGCUAGCCAGGGACUAUGUUACCCACCCAGAUGGAAAAGCUGAUUACUGUUGAUUUAAGGAAUUGAUCUCACACGUAACAGAUGAGGCAAGACAAAUUAAUCUAGCUGUUGUGAUUUAGCCCCAACUCCUCUUACACCCAGCUGGCAACUAGAACCACAUGCUACUUGCUCACUCCUCCCCUGCCACCGGUGGGAUGAGGAAGAGAAUCAGGAAACAAAAGGCAAAAUUCAUGGGUUAAGAACAGUUUAACAGAAUAACAAAAGGGAAAGAAAAACCCCAACAAUAACAAUAAUAAUAAUGAAAGCAUAUACAAAGUGAGGGAUACACAAUGCAAUCUCUAACCAUGUGGCAACACUGAUGUGAAGCCCAUUUCUGAGAAGUUACUCCGCUGAGCAGGGAUCACAAACUCCAGAUCACGGUUUGCACCAAAACCUCCCCUGUCCCAGACAGCAGCAUGUACUCAAAGCACAAUAGCACCGAUCUGCACAGUCCAGAGAGAACUGAGACCUCCCCAGACUGACUCACUCCCCCUUGCCAUACCCCUUGC